Molecule: messenger RNA, 3312 nt
Organism: Maudiozyma barnettii
Lineage: Eukaryota; Fungi; Ascomycota; Saccharomycetes; Saccharomycetales; Saccharomycetaceae
Gene: SED4
Product: GTPase-activating protein SED4
Exons: 1
Coding region: 1-3312 (1103 amino acids)
Biological process (GO): protein secretion
Cellular component (GO): endoplasmic reticulum membrane
Molecular function (GO): GTPase activator activity; protein binding; guanyl-nucleotide exchange factor activity
Source: RefSeq, a predicted model, not a curated record
AUGGCAUUGAAGAACACAACUUAUAACUUGGGAUACCCUCUCUAUGGAGCUCGGUUUAUUACCCAUAAUGUUUUGGUCGUCGCAGGCGGUGGUGGCAGGGAUCAACCUACGUUACGCAGUAAAUUGACUGCCCUGAAAGUCGAUUUCACUAAGAAAAAGGUUAUAAAGAGGUUUAGGGAGAUUACUCUUGAUAGUUCAGAUGAUUCACCAACCACUUUAGAUGCAGCUAAGGGUGUAAUUUUGUUAGGUUGCAAUGAAGGUGCAGAAAAAAUCGCAGAAACAAAUGUGAAUCACCAUAUCAGAAAAUACGUCUACCAAAACGACCAUUUACAAUUCACAGCAAGUAUUGAUUUUGAUGGGUCUGCUAAUCCUGAGAUCUACACCAAAUUGACAGCAAUCUCGCCGAAUGGUGCAGCUGCUGCUAUUGCUUCUUCUACAGUCCCCUCGUUAAUAAGAGUGAUUAACCCUGUAGAUCUUUCUCAGAAAUACGAGAUACAAACUGGUAGGGAUGUAAGAGAUCUUGCCUUUUCGUUGGAUGGUCAAUUAUUGGCAUACGUGACACCAAAUGGUCUUGAUGUAGCCUCGAUUGCAUCAGGAGAAUUUGUGAUUAAGAAAGCUGAUUUCGAAAAAGAUUUAAUAUUUUCUAAGAUCAGAUUUAUUUCUAAUGAUAGUGUUUUAAUUGCUGCUACAUAUGCAGAAAAAGAUGGUGGUGUCUUGCUAAAAGUGAAAUUCAACAAAACAGGUGGUAAAAUUAUUCAAAGAAGACAGAUAUCUGAUAGACUGGGAUCAAUUACAGCUCUUGAAGUCGAUUCUAAAAAUGAAUUUGUCGUUCUUGCAACUAACGAAAAUUCUGUGGCUAUAUUUAAGAUUAAUGACCUCUCCGGCAUUGAAUCAUUCAGAAAUUUACAUGGGUUAUUAAUCACAAAGAUUGCUAUCUCUCCAGACUCCAAAUUGAUUGCCACGGUAUCUGCUGGGAACACUGUUAAUGUCAUUUCCAAGACAAACGGUUCUCUGGGGUCAAUAUUUUCUGUCAUGAAGAAAAUUUUAAUUAAUGUUGUACUUGUGGUUGUCGUAGCUGCAUUGGCAAAUGUUGCUUACAAGAAUAACUUACAUUUAAAAUCUUAUGAAUAUGCUAAGAAGAAGUAUCUUGAAAGAAGAGACACUGAAAAUAAUGUUAGCUCUGAAAUUAUUCAACCUUUGCAGAAUUUGGUGACUACUACAAAUAUUAUUCAAGAUGAUAUUGUAAGCGUUUCAUCAUACACAAGUUACAAAAAUAAAGAAGAACUUUCAAUUAACACUGAUGAUUUUAUUUCAUCUUCAACUACCUCACCAGCCACAACAAUCAAUAUUUUAUCUUCAAUUAGUGAACCGUUAUCGAUUGCCACUGUAUCAACGGUUGAACCGGAAAUCUCAUUAACAUCAGGUGUGAUUUUGGAGACUUAUUCUUUUGACAGACAUUUGGAUAUGCCAACUUUCAAUGAAGAAGAACUUUCAAUGAUGAAAGAAAACUCUGCUCAUAAAUCUUUGAAAUCAAAAGAGACAACGUCGGAAUCCAAGGCUUCGGUGACACAAUCUACUGUCAUUUCUUCUGAGACCAAUACUGAUGUAGCUAGUGAGACAAAUACGGCUUCAUUAAACGCAGGAAAAGAAACUUCUUCUGAGUCAAUUGUCUCAUCAUUAAUGACAACUAGAGAAAUCUCCUCUGAGCUAGCUGUUUCAUCGCUAACAGCGAAGGACGAAGUCCCUAUACAUUCAAGGAUUGAACUAAAGCCUGAUUUGAAGACAAGUGGUGAGACCGCGUCAACCAUAGCAAAGAGUGCUACAACAACUGAUAUUCCUCGAAUGACGUCUAAGUCUGAAACUGUAAAUCAUGAGGAUGCUAGUGGAGAAGAAAGUAAAACUAAGAGUUUUUCAGUUAACUUAACUGGCGGAUUAUCACUUUCUAGCGGUUCGUUGACUCCCUCUUCUUAUAGCGCUAUUGUAUCCGACCAUUCUGUUAUUUCGGAACCAGUACACUCUCGUCUAUCUAGUAAAUCAUUACCUGCUGUUCCAUUGGAAAAAACAGGUACCAUCUCAAUUCUAGAAAUUUCCACCCCCAGCACAUUCUUCUUCUCCUCCUCCUCCUCCUCCUCCUCCUCCUCCUCCUCUUCUUCUUCUUCUUCUUCUUCUUCUUCUCCUCCAUCAUCAAAACUCCUUCCUGCGUCUGAAGAAAUUAGUAGUACUAAAGGAGUUACAGUAUCAAUUGUUCCAACCCAGACUUCUAUCAAACCCCAUCACUUUUCUGAUGUAUCUAAAACAGAGACAAAUGUAUCUGAAUAUGACUCUAUACCAGCGUCCGUGCAAUCAGUUGUUACUUCAUCCUCGAAGAAUGAAGUUAAGAGUAUAUCAUCUUCUUCUUUAACAACACAAAGUGUAAUGUCCUCUAAGACAGUAGAUAUAGAGAAAGAGGGAGUUGCAGCUAAGCCUAUAUAUACAACAUCAUCAAUAGCAGCAACGACUAUAGCCUAUUCUUCGAUGAACAAGAUGUCCAUUGUAUCUGUAGAAAAAAAGAAGGAGACACUUGCAUCAUCAAUGUUAUCCUUUAAAGAGAAAGCAAUUAAACAAAAAAUUACUAUUGAUGGUGUUGUUUAUGUGGUUGCGUCAGAGGAUGGUACUGCAGAGACUCCUACAUCGACCGAAAAGACACAAACUGUCCUUAACCCUACAUUUAUAUUGACUUCGAGUGAAACUAUGAAGUCUCAGAUAUCUAGUGUUACUUCAUCAAAUACAGUCACCUCUCAAUCUCAAUUAACUUUUGAGAAGGGUACAAUUUCUUUGGUAUCUUCAAUUGCUGAAAAUGACCACAAAUCAAUGGAUACUAGUAUCAAUACAGUACAGGACAACUCUGAAGCAGACUCUACCCAGAUUAGCGAGAGUCAAUCUAAGAUAACAAUAGAUAGUUCCAUUCUUAAAUCGCCGUCCUCAUCUGUGACCACUAGUAACACGGUAACGAAAAUAGCUAAAACCGUGGUAGAAGAAAUUAUCGAAAACGAAGUUAACACAACUCAAAAAGAGCAUAAUACAAAAUCCCAAUCGGUUUCACCAGAAAAGGUUUCUCUAAUUACUCCAAUCAUCCCAGAUACUAUCAUAGAGAUAACAUCUGUUGUUGACAUUAAUGAGCUAUCUUUAAAUGAUGUUACGACUACCCCUGAAACAGAAAAUACUAUUUCCACCGUUGAACUUGACAAAUCUUCAAGGAUCGUUACAACGGACAUGACUGUGACAUCCUCUGUUGGCACUAAUGAAUCUUCUAUAGGCCAUGAUGAAUUGUGA